This is a messenger RNA of Amphibalanus amphitrite, 1290 nucleotides long. Its product is annotated as pneumococcal serine-rich repeat protein-like. Gene Ontology annotation, biological process: microtubule anchoring. Gene Ontology annotation, molecular function: microtubule binding. NCBI's taxonomy places the organism in Eukaryota, Metazoa, Arthropoda, Thecostraca, Balanomorpha, Balanidae. Gene Ontology annotation, cellular component: centrosome. The transcript is spliced from 6 exons. The record is from RefSeq and is a predicted model, not a curated record. Bases 1 to 1290 code for a protein of 429 amino acids.
AUGGAUAACGCGUCUGACUACGGAUCAGAAGAUUCCAGGUUCGAAUCCUGGCAGGAUCGAAACUUUUCCAUUUUCACACUGAGGCGUCCUCGGCCGGCGCCGAAGCGGCCCCCGUCUCCUCCGGUAUCGUCAGCGGCUGACUCCGCUCAGUCAUCAGCGACCACCUCCUCUCAACCAUCAGCAGCCACCUCCGCUCAGAGCUCAGCGACUAGUUCUUCUCAACACUCAGCAGCCAGCUCCGCUCGGAACUCGGCGACUAGUUCCGCUCAGAGCUCAGUGGCUAGUUCCGCGCGGAACUCGGCGGCCAGCUCGACGCGGACAGCACCCGGGGCCGACUCUCAGCCUGCUACCGGCCGCAGUGAGGCGGCCCGUUCCGUCUCCACCGAGGAGCCUGAUUCCAGCGCGGCGACUGAGCCCAGCACGGCACCGGACACCAGCGCGGCCACUGAGCCCAGCACAGCAGCGGAUACCAGCGCCGGGGCGGAGCGGAGUGUCCCCACGGAAACCAGUAUCUCCACAGAGGAGAGCGGGACGACCGAGACGAGCGCCGCCUCCGCGGCCAACACGGUGACGGAGAACAGCGAGGCCGGCCGCCGGUCCUCCGGGUCCUCCUCAGCUGCGUCCUCCGGGAGGACGGGGGCGGAGGACUCGGCACGCUCGGCCGCCUCGGAACGGUCGGGCGGGGGCGGCGCGGCGGCCGAGGGCGGCGCCAGGCGGCCGCCCAGGACCACGGCCAGGCAGAAGGCGGCCAAAGCCAGUCUGUCCGAGUCUCGUCUUCUGGCCAGCGACUCGACCGCCUCGCUGCGGGCGUCACUCCGCUCCUCCAAGAGUCUGAGCAGCCUGGCGCGCUCCGUUCUGCCCGACGCCACUCAGUUCACACUGGAUAUCAUGCGCCAGCAGCUGCAGGAGGAGGAGCGUCACUCCCACCACCGGAUGACGCUGCUGCGGGUCCAGGAGAAACAGCUGGUCGACUCCACCACGGCCCAGAUCAAACGCCUAGAGAUGGAGAAAAGGAAAUGCAAGGAGGACGGUCAGGAUGAGAAGGUGUCGGCCAUUCGCAAGAAGCAGAGAGCGCUCAUUAUGAAGCUGAAUCAGAGGAAGGCCGAAAUCGAAUGGCUGAAGGAGGGGGAGCAGCUGGCUGCCAAGGACCGUCAGCUGAUUGCCAGUCAGCAGGAGCAGCUGGCGCGCGCGCAGCUGACCGGCCGGGACCGGGGCGGCGGUACGGAGCGGACCACCCAGCCGCAGGUACCGUAUUGCCGUACUAACUCGCUUUGGUGUCUUAGUUCAUGA